AAUCUAUCUCAUCAUCCAUCCACGAAAUAAACAUCCGGGGAAUUAACACGAUGCUAACAACCGGAUGCCGAUAAAAUGAUACAAAACAGUGAGCGCAUGCAUGUUUCAUGAAUGUUGAUUACGGUUCUCGGAAGCGAAACAUCGGCUUCCCAUGACUCUCCGCCUAAUAAAGUCCACAAAGAGGAACUUUUAUUUGUAUUCUGCGAGAGUUAAAACAUUUCCCAUCGGAGACCUCGUGUCGAUAUCACACACGGAGAGAAUUGCCUUUUUUAAGACUACCAGACACGUUAGAGAGAGCAUUGGAUUUGGGACCUUCGCCUUUCUUAGACUGAGUUCUUCAGAAAUCUCUGAGUUGAUCUGAUUUAUUGCACCCAAUAUGUAUUGAAGAAUAUUCAGUUAUAUUGAUUGUGCAAUAGGAAUCUCGUUUGUUCACUUUGCAUCACAAGUCAAACAACACUCUAAUAUCAGGAUGGAACUCAGCAAGUAACAAAUGUACCAUGACCUUCUGUUCAAAGAUACCUGCAGCAAUAUCUAGAAAGAAAACUAUUGACAACAAACGUCUUCUAGAAACUGAUUUGAAAAGGCAGCUCGGUGUUCCGGAUGUUCUUGGCAUAGGAUUUGGAGGCUCUAUCGGUAUAGCCGUCUAUGUACUGAUUACCCACGUUGCACGUUCAGUCGCUGGACCUGCUGUAGUUCUGUCUGUUCUCCUCGCUGCCGCCACUGCUGCACUCUCCGGAUUGUGUUUCACAGAGUUUUCUUUACGUCUACCCCGUACUGGAUCAGCGUAUUUUUAUACUUACGCCACUAUUGGUGAACUGUGUGGGUUUGUGGUAGGAUGGAGCCUUAUCUUAGAACACAGCAUUGGUGUAGCCAUCUCCGCUAAAGCAUGGAGCCAAUAUCUCGGCCAUCUAACAAAUAAUUCCAUACCAAGAUUGCUGAACACGUCAUUUCAUUGGUCAGAUGGACAUAACAUUGACCAAUCACCCGACUUCAUUGCUGUCCUUUUACUGAUUAUCUGCACGACUGCAAUGCUUAUUAGUACUAAGUUCUCCACAGUUAUUAACUGUGUCCUCUGCAUUUUCGGAGGUGUGGUAGUAUUCUCCGUCAUCUGUGUAGGGUUCUUUCAUGUACAACACGACAACUGGACGGGCGGAGAGGGUUUCUUUAGAUUUGGUAUAGAAGGGAUUUUAUCUGGAGCAUCUAUCCUCAUAUUCCCAUUUCUAGCUGUGGAUACAAUAGCCAACACGGCCGAGGAACAAAGAAACCCUUUACGAAAUUUCCCAGCCUUAUUUGCAAUUGUCAUCACACUUACGAUGAUUUCAAUGAUAGCUGUAAGCUCAGCAGUGACUCUUAUGUCUCCUUCAAAUACAUUCGUAGAUAACGCAGGAAUAGCAGUAAUUUUUGAAAACCGUCACAUACAAGGUGCUCGUUACGUAUUCAGCGUCGGAGCUCUCCUUUUCCUGUUUGCGUCAACCAUUUCGCUUCUCUCGGCUGUUCCUAGAAUAAUGUAUUCCUUAUCAAGGGAUGGAUUGCUUCCUGAAUGUCUUGGGGAUUUAACUUUAAAAGGAAAAAUUCCAGUGAAAGCAUUGUUACUGUCGUUCCUAAUAUCAUUCGUUCUUACAUUGUGUUGCAAAUUAAAUCUUCUUUUGUCCAUGUUGGGAGUCAGCACGCUGCUAACUUUUUUUGUAGUCUCUCUUUGUGUUUUAUUUUUACGAUACCAACAAGUUAAUAUUGGAAUGAUCCAAGAAUACGAAGAUCCAAAUGAGGAAGAAUGUAUGACAGAGUUUUCGCAUCCCUCUUAUAUUAAUAAACAAUUUCAGGCAGAUAAGGACGAUGUGCUGUCUUUUAAACAUUCUCCAAGAAUAGAGAAACUACGAGGAAGCACUUACAAGAAAAUGAACAGUAUAGUAAGCUUGACUUCUGUGGGAAGUGAGAGUACGUUAUUUCCGCUGCACGUGAGUGAUGUCAUGGAACCUUCCUCCACUUCCUGGUUAAUAUCAGUGCUGUGUAUUAUGAUUUACUUUAUUUCUUCUCUCGUAGUCUCACUGAUUGUGACGUUUGGGUGGAAAUAUAUCUACAUGGGUUCAUGGUGGUCCAUUUUUUUGCUGGUUGUAAUUCUUGGUACAAUGACAGUGUCGGCUUUCAUUUUAUGCAAACAACCUCAGAACCGAAGUAAACUGUUAUACAAAACUCCAGGAGUACCAUUGUCACCUUUACUGUCGUUGACUCUCAAUAUUUUUCUUCUGACAUCACUUCCUUCAAAUGCAUUGUUGAGUUUUUCUGUUUGGCUUUUUGUUGGGGUUAUAAUAUACUUUUGUAUUGGAGUUCGUAAGAGCAAAGAACGGACAUCAGAUGAGCAGGAAGUGAUAUUGUAUGAAGUUCGUGAGAGUGGCUGAGCAUGAUUUUCUAAUGAUUAACAACUCAAUUCUUUCUGCUAAUUGCAAAAAUCGAAACAAUAAAAUGAUUGACGUGUGAUUAGGAAAUUUAGUGGGUUUUUUUCCCUAAGAUAAAUGAUAGCUGUUAAAAGUCAAAUAUGUUGAAAUAUUUAAAAGUGAUGUAAUAUUAGCCCAAAAUUUAGGACAAUCCAAUGGAUGCUAAAGACUAAUUUUGUUAUUAU
Molecule: messenger RNA, 2617 nt
Organism: Saccostrea echinata
Lineage: Eukaryota; Metazoa; Mollusca; Bivalvia; Ostreida; Ostreidae
Product: high affinity cationic amino acid transporter 1-like
Exons: 8
Coding region: 498-2396 (632 amino acids)
Biological process (GO): transmembrane transport; amino acid transport
Cellular component (GO): plasma membrane
Molecular function (GO): amino acid transmembrane transporter activity
Source: RefSeq, a predicted model, not a curated record